Messenger RNA from Drosophila sechellia, 789 nucleotides. RefSeq lists its product as uncharacterized. Bases 82 to 609 code for a protein of 175 amino acids. The transcript has 4 exons. NCBI's taxonomy places the organism in Eukaryota, Metazoa, Arthropoda, Insecta, Diptera, Drosophilidae. The record is from RefSeq and is a predicted model, not a curated record.
AAAGACUGGUUGCCAUGGCAAGCGUGCACAGAAAACGGGUUUAUUGAACAAAUUUAUUGACUAGUUAAAUACAAUAAAACGAUGGAACCUGCUAAAGUGAUUGGAAAGCUAAAGGAGCAAGUGCGCAUGGAGCACAAUUCACGUCGUAGUUUUCCAAAAGCUUGGAGCGGAAUUUCGGGCAAGCAAACUAACAAGUUCUACCACCAAUCUGAGAUUAAUUCUGAACUUAGUAACCAACUAAAAUUAAAAGACUUGUGCCCUUUUGUGCACAACAACCAAGGCGAAUCGCAAUUCGUAUCUCCGGAGAUGUACAAACCUUUACAGGCCGUCUGUCGUUGUGGUCGAACUAGGGAAAGCCUCCAUAUGGGAAAAUGCUUACAAAGAGCCUUGAGUCCAGAUUACAAACAAGCCAUGGUACUGAAUGGCACUGAUGCAUGGAAUGGAGAACCAUUGAAUGUUCCUUCCACUUCAAGCUCUACAAUUGGCUUCGUAGGUAUUUCGAAAAACUACAUAAAACUGGAGCGUUCUAUGCAAUAUGUUUCUCCUGCGUUUUCCAUGCCUGGCCCUCGAAUUACAGCAGUCCCUUACUAUAAUAUUAUUAUUGGAUAAGUCAUCACGAAUUUUAAAGUUUCUUCUUGUUGAUCAUUUCCAACCCAUAUUUUCGAUGAAUCAAAUCUGGGAUUUCCCUAGAUUAUCGCAAAUACAAGCACACGAUAAUAAACUUAAAAUUAGUAGCGGCAUCGUACAGAACUGGAUUUUCCAGACGAUUGUCUGCUUUAGAAACCUGUA